GGACGCUGACCCGGGUGUCCUGUCUUCCUUCCCUUGCUGGUCUCUAGACUCGGAAAGCUGAGGAGCGGCCACCCGACUCCCUCUGGAGCAGGCAGCAGCAUGCAGCCGCUGCCCAGCUUGUGCGGACGCGCCCUGGUGGCGCUGAUCCUUGCCUGCGGCGUGGCAGGGAUCCAAGCAGAAGAGAGGGAAUUCCCGCCAGCCGGGGCCACUCAGCCACUUCUGGGGACCGCAGAGAUGAUGGAGACCCCGACUGAGACCUCCUGGCCAGGGAGGUCCAACGCCAGCGAGCCGCGAUCUUCCGCAACACCGCAGAUUCCUAGAGGCGGAAGGAUGGUGGGAAUCCCACCGCGCACCCCACCCCCGUGCGAUGGACCCAUAGAGAUCAAGGAGACUUUCAAGUACAUCAACACGGUGGUGUCCUGCCUAGUGUUCGUGCUGGGAAUCAUCGGAAACUCCACGCUGCUGAGAAUCAUUUACAAGAACAAGUGCAUGCGAAACGGUCCAAAUAUCUUGAUAGCCAGCCUGGCUCUCGGAGACCUGCUGCACAUUAUCAUUGAUAUCCCCAUCAAUACCUACAAGCUGCUCGCCAAGGACUGGCCCUUUGGGGUUGAGAUGUGUAAGCUGGUGCCUUUCAUUCAGAAGGCCUCCGUGGGCAUCACUGUGCUGAGUCUAUGUGCUCUGAGUAUUGACAGGUAUCGAGCUGUUGCUUCUUGGAGUCGGAUUAAAGGAAUCGGGGUUCCAAAAUGGACAGCAGUAGAAAUUGUUUUAAUUUGGGUGGUCUCCGUGGUUCUGGCUGUCCCUGAGGCCGUGGGUUUUGAUAUAAUUACGAGUGAUCACAUAGGAAAUAAUCUGAGAAUCUGCUUGCUCCAUCCCACUCAGAAAACAGCAUUUAUGCAGUUUUACAAGACAGCUAAAGACUGGUGGUUAUUUAGUUUCUAUUUCUGCCUGCCAUUGGCCAUCACUGCAUUGUUUUAUACCCUGAUGACUUGUGAAAUGUUGAGAAAGAAGAGUGGUAUGCAAAUUGCUUUAAAUGAUCACUUAAAACAGAGACGGGAAGUGGCCAAAACAGUAUUUUGCCUGGUCCUUGUCUUUGCUCUGUGUUGGCUUCCUCUUCAUCUUAGCAGGAUUUUGAAACUCACUCUUUAUGAUCAGCAUGAUCCCCGUAGAUGUGAAUUUUUGAGCUUUUUGUUGGUAUUGGACUACAUUGGCAUCAACAUGGCCUCCCUGAAUUCCUGUAUUAACCCAAUAGCUCUGUAUUUGGUGAGCAAAAGAUUCAAAAACUGCUUUAAGUCAUGUUUAUGCUGCUGGUGCCAAUCAUUUGAAGAAAAGCAGUCCUUGGAGGAAAAGCAGUCGUGCUUAAAGUUCAAAGCUAACGAUCACGGAUAUGACAACUUCCGUUCCAGUAAUAAAUACAGCUCAUCUUGAAAGAAGGAAUAUUCAUUUUCUUUAUUUUGGACAGAAAUCAUUCAAACAAAGAGGUGUCUGCCAAAGUGAAACAAAACAACGUGUGUGUUUGCACAAAACAAUGUACAAAUCUAAGAGUGAUUAUUUUCUUCACGCUCAAGAGUUCCACAUGACAUUUGACGAGCUGUUUCCAGCAUGAGAAGACAA
Messenger RNA from Budorcas taxicolor (takin), 1611 nucleotides. RefSeq names its product endothelin receptor type B (gene EDNRB). The record is from RefSeq and is a predicted model, not a curated record. Gene Ontology annotation, molecular function: endothelin receptor activity. NCBI's taxonomy places the organism in Eukaryota, Metazoa, Chordata, Mammalia, Artiodactyla, Bovidae. Gene Ontology annotation, cellular component: membrane. The transcript is spliced from 7 exons. The coding region runs from base 100 to 1425 and encodes 441 amino acids. Gene Ontology annotation, biological process: enteric nervous system development; regulation of blood pressure; vasoconstriction.